AUGGGCUCUCUGUCGGACUCGCAGGCGAAUGGCGACCGUCAGCCGCCGCCGGCGGAGGCGGAGGAUGCCGGGCCGCAGGUCGAGGAGGGAGAUACCGGCGAGAAGAUGGAGGGCGUCGCAUCCAUCGCGCUGCUGCCCUCUGGCGCCAUCUCCGGCCACUUCAUCCGCCUCCCGGACUCCGCCUGCUACGGCCUCCAGGGCACCCGUACACAUCUCUCUUCAUUCACCCUUAUAAGAGAAGAUAUCUUUAGCUUAUAUUGCCGUGUCCUUUUUCUUUUCUAUCAUAGGAAGACAGAGAAGGUGGUUGUGGUGGAAUGCAGGGGACAUGAUGCUGCUCGAUUACAAAACAUUGACCAUUUGCAUGGAUGGGAAGAUGACGUUGUUGGACUGGUUCAAAAGAAACAUGGGAAUAAGAAAGUCUUGGUCUCUUUCGAAUGCGAGACGCUGAAGGCUGAUAAAGCCGCUGAAGAACAUAUUAGCAAGUAUAUGCCAAAUCUUUGCGGACUGGACGCAGUUGUAAACACGGGGAAGAUGAGUAUCUCCGGCAUCAACCUAGACGAGGACGAUGAACCAAGCGGCGACAGCUGA
Messenger RNA from Triticum turgidum subsp. durum (durum wheat), 588 nucleotides. NCBI's taxonomy places the organism in Eukaryota, Viridiplantae, Streptophyta, Magnoliopsida, Poales, Poaceae. The record is from the annotation of a GenBank genome assembly.